Messenger RNA from Linum trigynum, 865 nucleotides. The record is from the annotation of a GenBank genome assembly. NCBI's taxonomy places the organism in Eukaryota, Viridiplantae, Streptophyta, Magnoliopsida, Malpighiales, Linaceae.
UCGAACAUCAAAAGCAAUAGAAACUCAUCCAUUCAGUACUCACUCACCCAAAGCAAAACAAUAAGCUAAAAGAAGAAGAAGAAGAAAUAAAAAUGGAAGGCAAGUGGAGCAAAGUGUGGCUGAUCGCGGCCGUGGCGGCUCUGCUGGUGGUGGCGGCAUCAUCGCAGCGCGACGGCGACAACAAACCCGACGUCGGUUCAAGGCUGGGCAGCGACUUCGGAUCGGCUACCCUGGACGAUGUCAUCCCCGCCGACGUCCUCACCGGCGGGUUUUCCGGGUCCCCGAGCGGAGCUCCGGCCUCCGCCCCGACGGCCAGGGAUGACGGAACACCCUCGCCAUCACCUUCAUCUUAAAUCUUAAAAUAUAUUAAAGGGGUUCGAGAUUUUGACCCAUUUCAUGUCAGCCUCGAAUCAGUUUUAAACAUCCACAUAAGGAUGUUUUGAAAUAAGUCAUUUGUUUUUUUUUUUUGUUUCUUGUGAUAAUAAGAUAUCAUUAGUAAUAAACUAAUAAUUAGUUUUUAAUAAUGUAUAAUGUAUUUCAUAGCCACAUAAAAAAUUUUCACAAUUGUAUUUUUUAUAUUCUAAUAGCAAAAUUUUAUACUCAUCAACUGAUUAUCUAUGAUCUUAAACAUGUUAUCUAUGUCCAAUCGAUAGUAUACCGUUGCAAGAUGGUUGAUAAAUUAAAACAAUACAUUCAACUAGCUUUAUACGAUAUAAUAUCAAAAUGAAUGUAAUUUUUUAUAGAGAAUGACCAAUCUAAUCCUUUUGCAUCAACAUGGUAUAUCAUGGCAAAUUCUUACCAUGGUAUAAUCUCCAGCACCACCAUGACAUAUCACGAUAUAACGUGAUAAAAAAAAUACGUCAUU